Messenger RNA from Peromyscus eremicus (cactus mouse), 2531 nucleotides. It is a transcript of the gene Epm2a, whose product is annotated as EPM2A glucan phosphatase, laforin. Gene Ontology annotation, biological process: protein dephosphorylation. Lineage: Eukaryota; Metazoa; Chordata; Mammalia; Rodentia; Cricetidae. Gene Ontology annotation, cellular component: cytoplasm; nucleus. Bases 1 to 1011 code for a protein of 336 amino acids. The record is from RefSeq and is a predicted model, not a curated record. The transcript has 4 exons. Gene Ontology annotation, molecular function: starch binding; protein tyrosine/serine/threonine phosphatase activity; carbohydrate phosphatase activity.
AUGCUCUUCCGCUUCGGCCUGGUGGUGCCGCCCGCGGUGGCCGGCGCGCGGCCCGAGCUGCUGCUCGCGGGAUCGCGGCCCGAGCUGGGCCGCUGGGAGCCACGCGGGGCCGUGCGACUCAGGCCCGCGGGCACCGCGGCGGGGGCGGCCGCGCUGGCGCUGCAGGAGCCCGGCCUGUGGCUCGCCGAAGUGGAGCUGGCGCCCGACGAGGGGGCGGCCGGCGGGCCGGAGUCGGGCCGCGACGACGCGGGCCGCGUGGACACGUUCUGGUACAAGUUCCUGCAGCGCGAGCCGGGAGGCGAGCUGCGCUGGGAAGGCAAUGGACCUCACCAUGACCGUUGCUGUACAUAUAAUGAAAACAACUUAGUGGAUGGUGUUUAUUGUCUCCCAGUAGGACACUGGAUUGAGGCCACUGGGCACACCAAUGAAAUGAAGCACACAACAGACUUCUAUUUUAAUAUUGCAGGCCACCAAGCCAUGCAUUAUUCAAGAAUUCUACCAAAUAUCUGGCUGGGUAGCUGCCCUCGCCAACUAGAACAUGUGACCAUCAAACUGAAGCAUGAAUUAGGAAUUACAGCUGUCAUGAAUUUCCAGACCGAGUGGGAUAUCAUCCAGAAUUCUUCAGGCUGUAACCGCUAUCCUGAACCCAUGACUCCAGACACCAUGAUGAAGCUGUACAAGGAAGAAGGCUUGGCCUACAUCUGGAUGCCCACACCAGACAUGAGCACUGAGGGCCGAGUGCAGAUGCUGCCACAGGCUGUGUGCCUCCUGCACGCCCUCCUGGAGAACGGACACACCGUGUAUGUCCACUGCAACGCUGGGGUGGGCCGAUCCACAGCUGCAGUGUGUGGCUGGCUCCACUAUGUGAUCGGCUGGAGUCUGCGGAAGGUGCAGUACUUUGUCAUGGCCAAGAGGCCUGCAGUCUACAUUGAUGAAGACGCCUUGGCCCAGGCACAGGAAGACUUCUUUCAGAAGUUUGGGAAGAUUCACUCUUCCAUAUGCAGCUUAUAGGUGCCCAGCUUGCCUCUCAUAGUUGUCUUAGUAAGGAACCAGGGGUGUGGUUAGUGGAAGGCAUAUAUAGACAAAGACCCCAUCGGAACUGAGGGGACUGUAGCCCUCAGGACCCCUGGGCAUACCUCCUAUUACAGCUUGGGAGGGCUUACCUUUGAAAUAUUUUUCAAAGGCAACUGCGUGCCAGGUGAGAAAAAUUCAAAGUCAGCUGGGCAGCGGUGCAGUGGAUGCCACAGUUGCUGCUCCACAGGCCCUGCAUAGACUGUUAUGGAUUUGUGAUGCUUUGGCAUGCAGAAGCCGAGAGUGGUUAUGUGGAUUUUAUCAUUACUGUGAGUGUCACACACACACACAGCAUGUACACACGUGCACAAACACAUACAACGUUUUACUGACCUGAAAUUAUAGACAUUUGCCAGUGGAAGGGAAAAGUAUAUAAACCUGAAUAUGACGCAGAAAGAGCUUGCCAUGGGCAUAAAACAACAGCUUUCUAUAAUUUUCUUUAUUCCAUUUCAUAGUUGUCAAUAUCUCUGAGGCACCUCCUUAUUUUCCUGUCCUCCUCACAUGACAGCAGAAGUAGUUAGCCCUCUGUUUCUUCUGGCCUUCUAAUUGCUAUUUUUUCCCCCUCAAGACAGAGUUUGUACUACUCACUUUAGUAUAACAUAACACACAAAGGUCAGUCUUUAACUCAUGGUGAUCUUUCUGCCUCAGUCUCCCGAGAACUGGGGUUAUGGUGUAUGCUUCCAUACUCAGCACCACCGUUUUUCAAUUGAGUCUUUUUGAGCAUAGCUGACUUGCCCAAGUCUCAUGGUAAGUAGGAACAAGAUGAAGUUUGUAAUUCAAUUUAUCUGGCUCGGUGCUGCUUUCACUGCGUUUAGUUUUUCAGCAGACUGUCGUGGAUGUAGCUUUGUCUGUCUCAGGUCACUAUCCCUGGGGUUGUUUCUACAGUGAGAAAUGGGACAAUGUUCUGAACAUUUCCCAAAGAAUUUAGGAAAACCAUUUUAUUCUGUUCAACCUCCUUUAAGCUGUGGUGUGUGAUCUCAAGGUCAUGAGUGGAAGGAGCCUGAGGAGGCCAUGUCCAGAGAUCAGUGUUGGGCAGCUAGGGGCCGACCCUCAAUUCAGUAUAACACACAUUGCUGUUCCUCCCAGACAUGUGGUUUAUUCCAUUAGGUUUUAUCAGAAGUACAAAUAUCAGCACAACUUUGCCUCCCAAGAUAAAAAAUGUAGAAACAGAUCUGUGUUCCAUCCCUAGGAAGACAGUCCCCAACUGACAUAUUAGGGCACAGAAGGGGACUUAUCUUUAGUUGAGUGCCACUGUGUGCCAGUUGAUUUCCUAUGUCUAAUGCCAUCACAGUUCACUCUGGGAUGGGUUAUUGUGUCUGUUUAGAUGGGGAAGUGAGGCCCAGAGAGAUGAAAACACGUGUCAACUGCCAUUGUCGUCGAUGGAAGCCAUGAGAUGAGAUGCAAAGCUAGGUUCGUCUCUCAGAUCCCAUACCAUCAAAAGUUAAAGUGUGGUAUUUAAA